CAAGUCCGCAGUCGUCGGGCCUUUUCAUCCGAACGAUUGAACGAUAAGCGAUAGAUGAUCUGAACAAGGCUUCUCCAUUACUAAUGGUUCAAUGUUUACAAGUCCUUUCUUUUGUUUUUCUCUGACGACCCCCUUUCCCUCAUAUUUCAAGUUUCAAAUAUGUUUUAUCAUGGGUUGGGAUCAUCCAUGGAUUCUUGCCAAAGAUGGACUUUUUUUCGAUUUGAACCCUUUUUGUCCUACCUUCUCACGCUUCUCUUACGAGCCACCCAAUCCAGUACUGCUUGUUACUGCGGUGCUUUUCGCCAUCCACCAAUCACAGUUGCACUGUUCGAUAGCAUAGUUAUACAAGUCCUUCUUUUUUGUACAGCCAUGAUCUUCGACCAUGUAAAGAGUCGUACAAGCAUUACAUGCGACAAUGGAAACUAUCUUUGUUGAAAUUGAAAAAAGGGUUUUUGGGGUAUAGUCUACAACAUGAUGGUUGUAUCUGCAACGAGUUUCUCUAUGCUCACAAGUCGUCUACAUGGAGAAUUUCGUUAGUUUGGAGGGGGAGACAUCAAGCCCUCAUCAUCAUCAUCAUCAUCAUCAUCAUCAUCAU
Molecule: messenger RNA, 595 nt
Organism: Zychaea mexicana
Lineage: Eukaryota; Fungi; Mucoromycota; Mucoromycetes; Mucorales; Lichtheimiaceae
Exons: 2
Coding region: 187-435 (82 amino acids)
Source: RefSeq, a predicted model, not a curated record